AUGGCUACAACUUACGAUGAACGACGCCGGCAAGUCGGUCGGUCUGAAAGUAUGCCCACUGCUUCUCAAAGUGCGCGGAGAUCCUCUCUAUACCUUAACCCAGCACAUUCAUCUACUGUGAAUGCUCAGGGCACACAACGCCCACCAUCACUCCCACCUCGCCAUUCGAGUUCGACCGGAUCUACGAUUCAUCUGCCUCGGCCGAAGGCACAGCUUUCAUUAGCCCCGCAGCCAACCAGCAGAACACGAGGGCAUCGACCGCUAUCCGCGCAAUAUUUUCAGCCUAAUUCGGCCUCGUCCGAGCUCGCGAGAUGGAAGGCUAUCACCCAGAUGCAUCCAGUCACAAAUGUGCUUUCUCAUACUACUGGUAAAGCCAAUUCCACUAUUCAGGAGCUGGAGGAUCUGAUACGGCAAAGCCUAAGUGGGGGCCCACAUAUUCGUGAGAUCACUUCUAGAAUUCUGGAUAAAGUUGUUACUUUAAUUGAUGGCGGCUCGUUCUGUGGCAGGGAAAACGACCUUGUCGCCGCAUGUUCGCUACCAUUCCAAUCUAAUAGACAUGGACGAACCAUAUCUGGAUCAAUUGACUAUUUCUCUAAAGUAUACUCCUAUGCCAAUUCUCGCAUGCCUUCUCAACUACCAAACCUGAGAUUUUAUCCCGAAAUUUACCCCCUACUCCGUCUAGCAGCGCAUUACUCACGCUACGUGUAUGAAAAGUCAAAAGGCCAAGAACGAAACUCCUACGUGGAGUCUGAUUGGCGCCAAUGCACCAAAGCAAUGGUGAUAAAGUCGGUACCAGUAGACAACAUGAACACAAUCGUCUUCGCAAUCCGCGGAACCCAAAGCUUCAUGGACUGGGCCGUGAACGUGACAACAGCACCCGUAUCACCCACCGGCUUCCUCGAUGACUCGUCCAACUACGUGCAUCACGGAUUCCUGUCCGUAGCGCGCAAGAUGGUCACAUCAGUCGCUGCUCGUCUUCGCACACUUCUCCAAGAAGACCCCAGUCGCAUGUCCUACAACCUCUUGAUAACCGGCCACUCUGCAGGCGGGGCUGUUGCAAGCUUGAUCUACCUGCAUCUCAUGGCUGAGUCUCCAGCCGUGAGAUCGGAACUAACUUAUCUGCGAGGCUGUUUCGCGCAUAUUCACUGCGUCACAUUUGGUGCUCCGCCCAUCUCACUCUGUCCGCUACCCCGCCCUUCAACAUCGGUAGCAUCAAAGUCUAUAUUCUUCGCAUUCAUCAACGAAGGUGACCCCGUCGCCCGUGCGGAUAAGAGUUACUUUAUCUCUUUGAUGGAUCUUUAUAUUUCCUCAGCUCCUAGCUCGAAUUAUGAUUCUAGCUCUGGAUCUAAUUCUGGAUCUAGUUCUGGAUCAAGUUCUGGUUCUAGUUCUGGUGACUCCUUCGUUAAUACACGCCGCAACUCCAGACAGGCCGCUUACUGGAAAGUCCCACAAGCCAUGCUCUCAAACGCAGGCCAACUCGUUCUCCUCCGUUCUCACAGCCAGCCAGAUUCUCGCUCGUCAAGGGUUCAAGCACUCAAUCCAGGGCCUCCUCUCCCACCACGGGAAAGUGUAGAAGCAUGCGGAACGACAGAUACAGAGCUGCGCGGCUUCAUGUUCGGUGAUCCUCUUAUGCACUCGAUGGAUCUUUACACUCGUCGAAUUGAGACAUUAGCUAUGAAGGCUUAA
Messenger RNA from Penicillium taxi, 1686 nucleotides. Its product is annotated as lipase family protein. The coding region runs from base 1 to 1686 and encodes 561 amino acids. Lineage: Eukaryota; Fungi; Ascomycota; Eurotiomycetes; Eurotiales; Aspergillaceae. The transcript is spliced from 3 exons. The record is from RefSeq and is a predicted model, not a curated record. Gene Ontology annotation, biological process: lipid metabolic process.